AUGAGCAAAUCCGACCGCUAUAAGCAAGCACCACAGUCGGCGCAUGAGCGUCGCGCUGGCGAAUCUGCGCUCAGCGACUUCGCCGACUACGUUCAGCAACAGCAAGCACUCCGAAAAGGCCCCGGAGCAACUACCUCGGCGUCCAACGGCGCAUCGAAAGGCGCUCCAAAGCAGGAGCACGCUGAGCUUGACAUCCUCGACACUCUAGCCCUCGGCGACGAUAAGCCGCGAGUCCGAUUGAAGCACCUGCUCCUCGACACUUCCGAGACCAAAGACGAUAGCACCACGCAACUGCAGGACAUAUUGAACAAGCGCCUAGACGAAGGUCAUGGAGAGUGCCUGUUCGAUGUCGGACUCGAGGACAACGGCGACAGCCAGCUGCUGUCCGAGCGGGAAUGGGAAGCUGCACUCGUGCGGAUAAAGGAGAUUCUGGACAAGCUAAAGGCCGACUGGAAGAUCCUUAUGACCAAGAAUGUCCCAAACAGCGAGGUCGACGUUGGUACUGAGAACAAGAAAGAACGAGGAUGCGUCGGCAAAGUGAUGAUUCGAAGAAGACCGAAAGACAUAGACCAGACCAUCGAGAUGAGAAUAGCAGUCGUGGGCAAUGUCGAUGCUGGAAAGAGUACAUUGCUUGGAGUCCUCGUUAAAGGCGGGCUCGACGAUGGUCGUGGCAUGGCUCGAGUGAAUCUAUUCCGACACAAGCACGAGGUUGAGUCUGGACGAACAUCAUCCGUGGGCAUGGAGAUCAUGGGCUUCGACACGAAAGGAGAUGUGGUUGUAUCUGGUGUACCGGGCAGGAAGCUGAGCUGGGAAGAGAUUGGCAAGCGCAGUGCCAAAGUCAUCUCGUUCACCGACUUGGCUGGCCACGAGCGAUAUCUGCGGACCACCGUCUUCGGUCUGCUCUCGAGUGAGCCCAACUAUUGCUUGCUGAUGGUUGCUGCCAACAAUGGAUUGAUCGGAAUGUCCAAAGAGCAUCUCGGUAUUGCUCUGGCGCUGAAUGUUCCAGUCAUGGUCGUCAUCACCAAGAUCGACAUUUGUCCACCUCAGAUCCUACAGCAGACCAUCACUCAGCUUACCAAGAUCCUCAAGUCGCCCGGAGCUCGCAAAAUACCAAUCUUCAUCAAGAACCGUGAGGAAUGCAUCAACACUGCGACACAGUUCGUCAGCCAGCGCAUCUGCCCGGUCUUUCAGGUUUCGAACGUGACUGGAGAGAGCCUGGAUCUGGUGCGGGAGUUUCUCAACAUCCUCCCACAUCACGGAAAGUACGAUGCCGAUGCGCCAUUCGAGUUCCACGUCAACGAUACCUUCUCCGUGCCGUUCGUAGGAACAGUGGUAUCUGGUGUGGUUAAGUCUGGUAUCAUCCACGCUGGUGAUACUGUUCUUGUGGGACCGAACAGCCUGGGGGAGUUCACGACGACCACAGUUCGAUCUAUCGAGCGAAAACGAAUCAGCACCCCAGCAGCCACAGCAGGUCAAAGUGCAUCUUUCGCUCUUCGAAGAGUGCGAAGAAAGGACGUCCGCAAAGGUAUGGUCGUGCUCCUGGCAAAGUCCGAAACGAACCCGAAUGUGAUCAUAGCACAACCAAAGGUCUACCGCGAGUUCGUGGCAGAGGUCUUGAUUCUCUCACAUGCAACGACCAUCCGGACUAAGUACCAGGCUAUGCUGCAUGUCGGACCAGUCUCGCAGACUUGCGCUAUCAUCGACAUCGACAGAGCGUACAUUCGAACUGGAGACAGGGCGACCGUGGCGUUCAGGUUCGUGCAGCGACCAGAGUUUCUGUCGGUUGGCGACCGUAUCCUCUUCCGCGAGGGCAGGACCAAAGGGCUUGGUAUUGUCAAGCAGGUUGGUUAUGACCCUUCGAAACCACUCAACCCGGGUGCGGGGCAGGAUGGAGAGAAGGAGAAGGUUGAGGGCAGCAGCCCAGCUGUCAUUAAGGCGGCAGCUUGA
This is a messenger RNA of Fulvia fulva, 1947 nucleotides long. RefSeq names its product GTP-binding protein 1. Lineage: Eukaryota; Fungi; Ascomycota; Dothideomycetes; Mycosphaerellales; Mycosphaerellaceae. The coding region runs from base 1 to 1947 and encodes 648 amino acids. The transcript is spliced from 3 exons. Gene Ontology annotation, molecular function: GTPase activity; GTP binding; translation elongation factor activity. Gene Ontology annotation, biological process: translational elongation. The record is from RefSeq and is a predicted model, not a curated record.